This is a messenger RNA of Porites lobata, 6444 nucleotides long. The record is from the annotation of a GenBank genome assembly. NCBI's taxonomy places the organism in Eukaryota, Metazoa, Cnidaria, Anthozoa, Scleractinia, Poritidae.
AUGUUUUUGUUUGUUGUUUUUUUUAAGGCAAAUCUAAAGAUCAGCAAGGGGCAAGCAGUGAUCCUGGUGCUGGGAGUGAAGCUUCAGGUUCAAGCAAAGGAGUUUCCCAUGACCAAGGUAUAGACCUGUGUUUUAUAGAGUGAUUAAAAUCGCAAAAAUAUAUCGCAUGUUGAGAAUUUAUAGCGAACCUCUCUACUCUGGCCACCUUGAGGGUAGCCCUUAAAUGCAAUAGCCAGUGUUUUGCCUGUGUAAUGCAAAUGAUUGGUGGUCCACAUCUUUUUGUAAUUGAGCUACUGCAAAUCAUUACCCAGGGUAUAGAAUAACUAGGAGUAGUUGACACUACAGCUGCCCCUACUGCUCUGUAUGUUGUCGGUCAAUGGUAUUCUCGCUUGUUGUGUAGCUCUUUGUAAUAUACUGAUUCAUAAUGAAGAUUUUCACACAUAUUCCAUACAAUAGGUGAGUUAAUACAGGAAACGCAAGGUUCCAUGUACCGGUUUCGGUUCGAUUUACACAGCUUUGAUCAAAAGAUUCUCAGUUUCGAGAAUAGUUUAUUCUAAACCAUAAGAAAAGAUUUAAUUAGGGGUUUAAUUUUUCGCUAUUUCUAUUUCACUUUUGACAUUUAGUUCAUUUUAUUUGCCGGAAAGUAAGCCUUAGAAAUUAAAAGGACAUUUGAUCAAUUCACGCUCGCGCAUUCUAGUCUUAUUUUAAACUUUAUAGCGGAAGGACAUCUGUGAGCGGGGAAUACGUCAGCGCAGAAUUUGAUGGUCGGCAAAUUUCUGUAAUCGUCCAUCGUUCUGCUAGUGAUAAGCUAGCCGUUGAACCAUUCACUCUUCUUGCUUGUUUGGGGCCGAGUCUUAUUCCGGUCAAAGAAAGAGAAAGAGUGUCGGGCAAGGUUUCCAAUUAAAGAUUUGUGAACUCGUGUCUGGCAAACUCACUUAGUGUUAAAAUAUAUACUGUUAUAGCACCUUAUAACUUCAUCUGUGCUUAACGAGUGUCUUUUGGUCCAUAACUUUCAUAACAACUGCUCCACGUACAGAAUGUCACUGAUAACACGUAACCCAAAAGAGUAUCGAAGUAUGACUGCACAAUUAAUGUCACAAAAUAUACCUAAGUGGUCCCUUCGGAAUUUUUUGUGUUUUACGUUAUCCUAACCAUUUCGUACUUGCGGGCGCAAACAAUAGAAACGUUAUCAUUACCUACCGAUUCCUCGCGGCCCCUGUUCGAGCAAAUCGAGAUUUUUUCUUUAUUGACUGUAUGACUGUAUUUUUCAACUGUAAGUACUUUCCUUUAUAUACGCGCGAGUUACCAGAGCGGCAUUUCGCCUUCUGGGCGAAAUCCCUGUGGGGGCAAUUACUCCGAUACUUGUGACACCUUGAGACCCUGGUUUUAAAAUCUAAGAGUGUGACUUUGUGUUUUUAUGAAAUCUGAGAAUGAGACUUAGUGACUCGUCAAGAAAAUUCUAGCCUGAGACUGAAACCCUUAAAGAGCUGGAAAGUUUGAAGACAACAUUAUUAAUUUUCUUAAAAGUUCAAAACAUUAUCAACAGUCAUGCAUGGUCAAACAGCUUAAUUGGGCUGUGAGCAGGAGUAUGGUGUUUUUCUUAUCUGGUUUUAACUUUUGAAUUUGACCACUUUGUUUGCAAAUAAUGUGUUCUCUGGGACUCCAAUGGGCUGUAAAGUUGACAGAUAUGUGGCAUAUUUAUAGAGGUCACAGCUGUUAACAGAAAUAACUUAAUAACAAUAAAAUAAUAAUUCAUAGUUCAGGUUUAUGGUAGCAUAAACCGAUGUUAAUUAGCCUGAAAUUAUGCCCUAGGAAUGCACACAUAUUGAUAUAUAAGUAACAAAUAUCAUAUCUCAAUUUGUCACACAAUGUUCAACAUUUGAAUAUAAGCUUUUGUACCAAGUGACUGUAGAUACUACCGGUAGCUAGUCCAAAGUACCAAGAAAAAAAAUUAACAGUAACUUGUGGUUCAAUACUUUACGGGCUGGGAAUUAAAGGAGUCAGUAUAAUUGGCGUAAAGAGGAGCACAUGUGCAUGAUGAGCAUGUGAUAAUAUGAAUUUAAUUGGUUUCUUAAUUCUAGAAAUAUCACGAUAAUAAGUUACAAUGCUUUUUGCCAAAGGAGAAAUAUAAGUAUUACAAUUAUUACAAUGUAUCCUUCUCCUUUGGCAAAAAGCACUGUAACUUAUUAUUGCGAUAUUUGGAGAAUUAAGGAACCAAUUCAUAUUGUCACAUGCUCAUCAUGCACAUGUGCUCCUCUUUAUGCCAAUAUACUGUCCUUUAAUUCCCAGCCAGUUCUCUUAAGGGGUUUUGGUUCAUAAAAAGUAACUUUCCUUCCCACCCUUUUGACCGGAACCUUUGUUUUGCUGUUUUAUUUACUGUUUAAGUUUACUAAUAAUCCCUGUUUUUUGCACGACCAGAUUGUAUAUCCAGCAGAUUAUUUAUUUCUGAUCAACCCAUCUUGACAUAUAUAUCUACCUAUAAAAGAAAUAUUAAUUGUGCAUAUGAUAUUGUAUUUGGACAAGAUAUUGCAUUCCUUCAUUUCUUCCAGGAAGGCCAGGUAAUCUCUAGAUAUCCUGGUCCCCUUACCCCUAGAUUUCAGAAUUUCCCUGCCACCAGUAUUUUGCCCACUACUUUCUUGUGUGCGUUCUUUGUGGUCUACCGCGUAAAACCACAAUGCGAAACCAUCCACCGAUCGAAAGAGUUAAUUAAAUAAAAUUUAUUUAAAUAAAUAAAUAUUACUGUAUAUAAACUUCAAUAGCUACUUGAGAGUUUUACAAAAGACUUCAAUACCUGAAUUUUCAAAAUUUGAGAGUCCGAGAUGGUCAAAAUCAUAAGUGAGUUCAAAAUUCUCAGACUGCAAUUCUAAAUGCCAAGACGUCAAGAGUCAAUUAAAAUUUUGUGAGAUACUGGAGACGAUUUUAGUAUAUGCUUAAACAGUGGAUAGUGUUUUUCAUGUGCUCUGAUAAUGGCUACUCAAAGUCAGGAUAUCCAGUGCUAUUCAGAUCACUGAUUCACCUCCAUCUCCUCUGAGUGACACCAAACUUGCAUAAGUUACUAGCAAUAUGGUUUCCCGGUUUGCUGCUGUAACAAACAACGAAAUUUCACAAAUAAUCAAACAAGCUGUUCCCGAAAUACAUGAAGGUUACGAAAUUCAGUUUGGAAGUUUUAACAGGUAAAACGUUUUCUGUUUGACUUGAAUUUGUUGAUGAAACCGGCGAAAAAGGUUUUUCUUUACAAAUACAAAUUAAGUCUUGCGUUAAUUUAUUUAGCUGACAUGUUCAUAAAUAAACUUAAAACUAAAUAAAUAGUUUUUAAGAGAUUGGUUUCAUAACUCCCUCUGAAGAAAUUUCCCACAAUAGCUAAACAAAUUUGCCAUUCGGUCAUUUGCAUGCCAAAAUUGUUAUCGUUGGUAGCAGUAAAUGAGUUAAAAACCAUCAUUUUUGUGCUCAAUUAUCUCACUGUUUUAGUCUAUACUAAUACAAUUAUUCACCUCAAUGUCAGGCUAGAGGGGGGAUAUUUACAGAGCCGCAAAGCAGUUUUCUAAAUAUCAAUCACUAGCCAUCUCCACUUCAGUGAAUAAUAAUUGUUAUCUACCCCCAUAUUUGAGAUUUUGUACUUCAAAAAGCUUCCAAGCUGCUGUCCAAUCUCCUCAGAGGCUGGAGAGAAUAUUGUAAGCGCAUCGGGAUCUUCUGUGCUGAGGCCGAAAGGGCAGCCAAUUAUUUUUCUUUUUUUAGAAUUGAAGGACACAGGACAGACCGGGUCACCCUUUCACAACUAACCAGUUCUGAUCAAGCACACAUUAUAUUAGCUUUUAAUUUCUUGUUAAUCUCCCUCCUUUUAUUUUUACUGAAAAACAGUUAUGGCAUUUAUAGAUUUUUUAUUUUUUACCCUUUUAGAUAUUUCGAACAACAGCAAUUUGCAGUCUGUCCUCUCCAAAUUAUAUUUAUAAAUUAGAAAUUAAAGUAAGUCUAUAAAUGUCUAAUAUGAUGGUGAAAACCUGAAACCUGAAGAUUGGAUGGAUAAUUACACGGAUAAUCAUUUCUAAUAGAGUUCCAAACACAGUCACUUUCAAAACGAGGCUAAGUGCAAUGCCUUUGUUAUAAAACGAGUUUUAUUUGCGUAAGAAUGAAAAAUCGUUUUCAUAUCUGCAGUGGCUUUGCACUUUGCCUCACUUUAAAACAGAGGCUUGAGGCAACUCAGAAAUGGCCAGGUUUAUAAGAAAUGACUGAAUGUUUUUUGUUUUGUUUUGUUUUUAUUAUUAAUAAUAAAUUGUUUGUUUGUUUUAUUGUUCUUCAGGCAAAUCUAGAGAUGAGCAAGGCGCAAGCAGUGAUUCUGCAGGUACUGGGAGAGAAACUUCAGGUUCAAGCAAAAGAGUUCUCCAUGACCAAGGUACAGACCUGUGUUUCUUUAUGUGUGAUUAAAUUCCCAAAAGGUCCCAUCUUAAGAAUUUACUAUGAGGACAGAGCGAAGUGAUUGUUGCAUCAAAGGAGGUUAAAACAAUCACCGGGACCACAGGUAACCCAGGUUCUUUCAUAGCACCACAGUAUGAAUCCUGUAAAAUUUCUGUCUUUGUGUGGGGUAAAGGUACGAUCCUAAAAUCUAUGAAAAUUACUCUGCAGUUAUUUGUUGUUGUCCUUAAAACCCACACAAAGGUUUGUGAUAAUAUAGGUCAUAAUAGAUGAAUGAAUCCAGCAGACUUCGUGAAACUCUUAGAAGAGAAUCCAAAAUGGCCUGCCGGUACCGUACAAAAUCACCUUCAUCUUGGGCGCCCUGGGUGGCCUCCUGGACAUCACUGGCCCAAAUUAAACCUUCAGCAGAGGAAAGAUUUGCUUGCGGGCUAUUGUUCCCAUAAGCCAAUCAAAAAUUGCCAAAGAAGAAUAUGACGAAACGUUGUGUAAGCAUUAAGGACAACAAGAACUAAUGGCAGAGUACUAGGUUUCAUUGACUUUUCGUAAUAAGUAUUUCUUACAAAUGUUAGGAUGGCAACUUAAUCCCAUACAAACACUAUAAUUUUGUAGCAUUUGUACUGAGGUACUAUCAGAGAGCCCGGGUUACCUGUGCCAGGACACAAAACAGUGCAGGUCAUAACGAGGUUAUGGAGGAUUUCAGACAGGGGUGAAUGUUUAACCUUGUGUCCACUAAAGGACUCAGGUGUUGUGGAGAUGAAACUUGUAUGUGAAAUCAGAGAGGUCAGAGGAAACAAUGUAGGGGUCUUAAUUUCCUAAGCAAGGGGAAAGGGGAGGCACUAGCUGGCCAAGGAAUUCUGUUUACAAAUGUCACUUUGUGAUCCAAAAAGAUGCAGAGGGGUGUAAAAAGGGAACGUGAUAGCGUAGGCGAGUACAAGAGUGUAAGUCUAUCCAUGUGGCCACUAUAUAUAUAUCAUUAAUAUUUCCCCAUGUAAUAUUUUAUUUGUUCAUUAUUAUUUUUUAUACUAAAUGAUGGCCUGCAAACAUUCAAUGAAGUGUUCAGAAUCUUUGGAUUAUCAACAAAAGUUUUUGGGACUAGAAUACUUCUAGAAAUCCUGGGAAGUCUUUGGAUUACUUCGUAAUUAAAACAUUCUGAAGUCUUAUUUGUUGUUAAUUUAUGACAAGGGAUUUUUCUGACCAGUGGCAAUCUCUGUUUUCCCAUUAACAUAAAACACAUUGAUUGAUUUAUUGCUGGUUUUUUAAUUUUUAGCUUUUAUUUGUCUUGUUUUUGCAUUCUAGGGUGUUUCAGAGGGUUCCAGGUCUUCCCAGGGAUCAAUCAGGGGUAUUCCAGGGUGUUUUGAGGGUGUUCCAUGGGUGUUCCGGGCCUGUGCAGAGUUUUACAGCAACCCAAUCAGAAACACGAUUUCAAUGUAGCAUAUGUGCAUGGCAAUUACACAGCAGUAGCUUACCUCUCACAUCAGUUAAGAAGGGAUCUUAGUUUUCAGAAUUUCCUUUAUGCUAAUUACGAAAAUUAAGACCUUAUUAUCACCAGAUUAACAACAAUUGAACAUAGAACAAAUUCCUUCUGUUUAUUGUGAAGUUGAAACCAGUUGAAAUGCCUUAAUAAUUUUUAUAAACUAGUUAGGUAGUCUGGGCGCAGGCUCGCACAAAAAAAAGUAAGCUGGCCAUAGUGGGGUAACAGUAGGGUGAUAGGGAAUUAUAAGUGCCCCUCUUUCCCCUCCUCAGUGCCCGCCCCCCACCCCCAGUUUACCACACUCGUCUUGUUAUUCGCCCUAAUUCGCUCUCACUAGCUACGGAGCCUGGCCCCAGCUCAGUCUAUGAACUAAGCAGGAAUUUUGCCAAAAUAAUGGGUUAUAAAUUUUAUAAGGAGCGAUUUAACAUGUAAUGAUAAAAUGUUUUUGUUUGUUGUUUUUUCUUAAGGCAAAUCUAAAGAUCAGCAAGGGGCAAGCAGUGAUUCUGGUGCUCGGAGUGAAGCUUCAGGUUCAAGCAAAAGAGUUUUCGAUGACCAAGGUAUAG